UGACCUGCCGUUGAUAACACUUCAAAUGGAUUACCUGUUAAAAGCGAUAUUUUUUUUACUCCUACUGAGCUUCCACUGCACCGAUGGAUAUGUUAAUGGCCGCCACGAGAUUGUCAGAAGGGAGGUGAACGUGACAGAGUUGGAUCGCGGAUUGCGUGGAGCACUAACCAUGUUAUUCCAGCCCCUUGCUGAUCUUGCUGCCAAGUUAAAGUUGGAGAUACCCCUGAUUCCACGCUCCCGUACCAAAAACUUCAACUAAUGUAUUGCUUUAAUGAGGUGCAAGGACUUUUAGAAAUUUCCUUGAAAAGGGCUAAUGGUUCGUCGAGUUCACUGCCCGGGAAUGUCAUCAAAUCCAAACCAGCGGGAUGCCCACGCUGUCACCCAGCUAAUUUUCACACACAUAUGUGUCGUUUUUCCGACAUAUGGGUAUCCAAUAUUUACCCAAGGCACAGGUGCAGCAGGAAGUGAGUAGAUACGUGACACAGGGCAUUGAACCAGGACACUUUUAGUACACCAAGCGAGUUAAGACCACGUCCACACGCGCCGGAAAAUGUCAAAAAAAAGUCUAAAUUUGCGUCAAAAUGUCAGCAUUUCGCAUAAUUUGUUGA
Drosophila sechellia is the source of this 608-nucleotide messenger RNA. RefSeq lists its product as uncharacterized. NCBI's taxonomy places the organism in Eukaryota, Metazoa, Arthropoda, Insecta, Diptera, Drosophilidae. The record is from RefSeq and is a predicted model, not a curated record. The coding region runs from base 26 to 259 and encodes 77 amino acids. The transcript is spliced from 3 exons.